This is a messenger RNA of Schistosoma turkestanicum, 732 nucleotides long. The record is from the annotation of a GenBank genome assembly. Lineage: Eukaryota; Metazoa; Platyhelminthes; Trematoda; Strigeidida; Schistosomatidae.
AUGGUUAAGGGUUCUUUUAAAUAUGCUUGGGUGUUGGAUAAACUGAAAGCUGAACGUGAGCGUGGUAUCACUAUCGAUAUUGCCUUGUGGAGGUUUGAAACCAAUAAGUACAAUGUCACAGUUAUUGAUGCACCCGGUCAUCGGGAUUUCAUCAAGAAUAUGAUCACAGGAACAAGUCAAGCUGAUUUAGCUAUACUGAUUGUUGCUGCUUGUGUUGGUGGUAUUGGUACUGGUCCUGCUGGUCGCGUCGAGACUGGUAUCAUCAAGCCUGGUAUGGUCGUGACAUUUGCUCCUCAAGGAUUAACAACAGAAGUCAAGUCCGUCGAAAUGCAUCCCGAAGCCCUUGCAGAGGCCUUGCCCGGUGACGAUGUUGGUUUUAAUGUGAAGAAUGUUUCCGUCAAAGAUAUCCAUCGUGGUAAUGUUGCAGGCGAUUCGAAGAACGUUCCCCCGAAGGAAGCCGCAACCUUUACUGCUCAAAUUAUAUCCAGUUGGACAUCUAUCUGUGAUUAUAAUACAUGGGAUCAAAAUUUAAUCACUGGUUUUCAUCCAUUUCAUACUAAUAUGUAUUUAUGCAAUGGUUCAAGUGGUCAUGGUACACAACAUGCUAUAGCAAUUGGGAAAUCAAUAUCUGAACUGAUUUCUUUUCAUCGUUAUAAAACAUUAGACUUAGUACGUUUCUCAUUUGAUCGUUUAUUUUUUAAUGAAGUUGUCAAAGAAGUGAAUUGUUUUUAA